Molecule: messenger RNA, 201 nt
Organism: Nematocida major
Lineage: Eukaryota; Fungi; Microsporidia
Exons: 1
Coding region: 1-201 (66 amino acids)
Source: RefSeq, a predicted model, not a curated record
AUGCAAAACAUUGAAGUCCUCUAUAAAAUGGAAGGGAAAGAGAAAAAGCUGUUCAAGAAUCCAUCAGCGGAGUCUUUGGAGAUCGGCCAGGAAAAGAUCACCAACACCUCAACGAUCGAUUGCACCAUAAAAGAGAAAGAGACACCCAAAAAAUACGUGAAAUACAGCCUAAGUGAGAGCAUUUUAUUCAACAGUAAAUAG